This is a messenger RNA of Ruditapes philippinarum (Manila clam), 798 nucleotides long. Its product is annotated as cerebellin-1-like. The record is from RefSeq and is a predicted model, not a curated record. Gene Ontology annotation, molecular function: protein binding. NCBI's taxonomy places the organism in Eukaryota, Metazoa, Mollusca, Bivalvia, Venerida, Veneridae. The coding region runs from base 80 to 688 and encodes 202 amino acids. The transcript is spliced from 5 exons.
ACUAAUCACUUUUUGAAUAUCCCUUUUCAUUUAAUAACGACAAUCCAGUCUGGGACAUUUUGUUUUCUAACAUUUCAUAAUGGGAAUUUUUGUGGCGCUAUUAUUUUGUUUAUUUGGACACGUGUAUUGCCAAGAUUUACCGGCAGAGAUACAAACGACACUUCUAUCACUGGUAGCAGAAGAGAGUAAUUUAAGAGCGAGGCUACAAGAUGAGGCUGAUCUUUUAGAGAAAGAGCUUGACGCUCUGACGUCACUGAGGAAAAAUGCAAGUUGCGGUUGCCCAGCAACGGUUGCGCCCAUUGCUUUUUCUGUCACAUUGAAGAAUAAUCUAGCAACGCUUGGAAAGGCACAAGCCAUUGUUUUUGAUGAAAUAAAUCUAAAUGUCGGUAACACGUACGAUUCACGACACGGAAUAUUUACAGCACCGGUUGACGGGCCCUACGAGUUUACCUUUGCAACACUGGUACCCGGCGGUAAACAAACAGGCAUGGAAUUAGUGAAGAACGGGGAACCAAUGGCAAAAACAGUGUCUGGGGACAACAGUUAUUACACGAUGGCAACAAACGUUGUUGAUCUGGACCUAAAAGCAGGGGACGAGGUUUGGGUACGUCAUGCCAACCAGAGUGACAGUAAUUAUAUCAAUGGAGAGUCGCACACGUCAUUCUCAGGCUACCUUAUAGAGGGAUAAAAAAUGUCGUCUGCUUAUUUAUCAAUUUUGAUAGUACACUUAUAGCAUUAAAGAUUUAAACCUACACAAAUGAUGUAUUUACUUGUAUCAAUAAUAACACGACGAAUAUU